Messenger RNA from Mauremys reevesii (Reeves's turtle), 2986 nucleotides. Its product is annotated as interferon-induced protein with tetratricopeptide repeats 2-like. The transcript has 2 exons. The record is from RefSeq and is a predicted model, not a curated record. Gene Ontology annotation, biological process: defense response to virus. Lineage: Eukaryota; Metazoa; Chordata; Testudines; Geoemydidae. The coding region runs from base 113 to 1414 and encodes 433 amino acids. Gene Ontology annotation, molecular function: protein binding. Gene Ontology annotation, cellular component: cytosol.
CAGAACUUGGGUCUCUCCCAGAACCGGGCACUUCUCCAGCUUGGGAAGGAAACCAGUGCGGGGAAAGGAGCCGUCACCUCCCCUGGCUGGGCUGGGGACUCAGCUGAUCACAAUGAGCCCCCUGUGUCUGAAGGAGAAGCUGCAGGCCCUCCAGUGCCACUUCACCUGGAACUUUGAAAUCAGAGACAAGGUAGAUGCAGCUCACAUCCUCCAAACUCUGGCUCUCAGGAUUGCCCACACUCACUACCAGAACCAGCCUACGCUCCUUGCCAUGCAGGCUUAUCUCUGCCACCUGCAAGGGCAAUAUGAAGACGCUCUGCAAAGCCUUAGAGAAGCCGAGGAGAUUCUGCAAAGAGAUCACCCAGAUAACUUCCCCCGGCAGGUCCUGGUCAUUUACGGAAACUACGCCUGGAUCUAUUAUCACUUGGCCCACUAUGAUUUGGUUGAGCUUUACCUGGAGAAGGUUAGAAAGAUCUGCAGCUCCCUGAAGAGCUGCUCUCAAUAUGCAGCUCAGAUCCCUGAGAUACAUGCACAGAAAGGCUGGUCUCUCCUGGCAGCAGGCUUCCGCAAUGGCGGAGAAGCCACAGAGUGUUUCCAAAUGGCAUUAAGAGAAGACAAAGCAAAUGGGGAAUUUCUUGCUGGGUUGGCAAUCGCAGCCUUCGCAUCAUGGAGUCACUCUCACAAUUCUGUAUUUUGGAAUGCUGCCAGAGAGAAGUUGGGUGCCAUUAUCCAUGAACAGCAGCAAAACUAUGAAGCUAAGGUGUAUUUAGCCAAGAUCCUUAAGAGGACGGAUAGACAGCAAGCCAAAGCCCUCAUUGAAGAUGUUGUCCAGAAUAGCCUGGACCCUGAGGUCCUGAGAAAUGCAGCCAAGUUCUUUCAGCCAGAAUUCCCACAACAAGCAAUUGCUAUCCUACAGAGAGCAGUAUCGCUGAAUCCCACUUAUCAUCUCCUUCACUAUGACCUUGGCAUCUGCUACAAGAAACAGCUGGAGGAGGCCAAAUCAGGCAGAAGAGAAGAAAUAUUGGCAGCAGCUAUUGAGGCCUUCAAAAAGGCUGUGCAGAAAGAUCCAACCUCUGUGUUUGCAAAGCUGGCUUUAGCUGAAAUGUAUGGGGAAAAUACACCUCACUACCAAGAAGAGAUUUAUCUCAAUCUCAUGAGUGAAAUGCCCAGCCUCAGCAAGAGGUGUCAGCAGGCGGUCUACCUUCACUGGGGGGAUUUCCUCUUCUACAAGCAGAAGUCACUGUGGGAGGCAGCUAAGGCGUACAAAGCAGGUUUCGCCAUUCCAGACAACUACCUGGAGAGGCAACAACUGAAAAAAAGGUUGAAAGAGAUGGCAGGAGAAUUCCAGCAGAGCUCCCAGACCACCGAGGCUGAGGCCAUACAUGAGUUCAUUCAACAGAAUGAAAGUCCAUGAGACACUAUAAAGUUCACUGGUGGCAACAAAAAAGCAGGAGACUGGAGAUGUGGAGAAAAUGGGGGAUCCUUCCCCUUCCCUGGACACACCAAGACCUCCUUCUGAAGCGAGUCACUUUUCCCACCUGUAUAACAAUGACAAUCAUAUUGCAAAUGAUUCUGGGUCCCCUGAAUAGUUCAGACCACAGCACAUCCUGCCGCUGCUUCUUAUAAUUGUCCAUGAAUAUAGCAAAGAGGCUUGUGGCACCUUAUAGACUAACAGACGUUUUGGAGCAUGAACUUUCGUGGGUAUACCCACUUCGUUGGAUGCAUGCUCCAAAAACUCUUUGCUGCUUUUACAGAUCCAGACUAACGCGGCUACCCCUCUGAUACUUGACUCCAUGAAUAUAGGUUUUGUGAAGUUUCAGUUCCCUGCAAAAGGCACAGGACGGGAAGCAAAAAAAAGAGUUGCCUGGGGAAGCCGGUGGGGCAGGAAGGAGGCUCUUUCUCAAGCGAGUGAGAAGGUUGCUGCCUACUGAGCUGUGACUUUAAGUACAGCAGCAGUCAGGAUCUCUCUCUCCCUAACAGCAGGGCCGAGCUGUCAGCCUGUGGCAGCUGCUGACACUAGUGAGUGCGUUGUUGUCGGGGUUUGUUGUUCUGAUGGGGAGCACACUCGCAGACACACAGAGCUAGGCUCCUACUUUCAGCCGUGACAGCAAAAAGGAGUUAGGGUGGGAAACUAGUGUCAGGGACACUCACCUGAUCUCCGUCAUCAGGUCCUUGUCGGAGGAGGCCUCUGAUCCAGCUCAGCUGGGAAUCAAUCAUCCGGCAGCCUCACUUGUGGAGAAAUUAAGGUAGAAGGUUUCCAAUUACCACCUCCCCGUGCUUGCCUGUGUGUGUGUAUGUUAGGUGAAGGCUCUGUUGUUAUUCCCCCCCUUCCCUUCCUCCCUUUACAUCCUCCCCUAGUAAUUAAAGGAAGGUUUACAUUCAAACAGCAGGGUGGGUGGCGUUCUUCCUGAGCAAACUCUGACAGGUGGGUGAGGAGGGGGCCUGCAAGGGAUUAGUAACCUGUCAAUCUCUGAUUCAGAGCCUUCAGGAAGGGAUGCUGCUCAGAAGCAGAACCCUUGGGGUGUUUGGGUUACAGGACUGUGGUAGCACCUAGGAGCCCCACACGACAUGGACCAGGACCCCAUUGCGUCUGGCCCCAAAGAGUCUACAGUCUGCAACAAGAGACAACAGGAGGAAACCAGCAGGCAGACGGGGGAGCACAGGCAGACAAUACUGGUCAACAAAAUGGACAGUUGUCUCAGCCCACCAGCUACCCAGCCACUGUCAAGUGUUUUGUAAGCAACACCGCAGAGGGGAGUUUAGCUUCUGAUAGUUUCUACUCAGAGGGGAUGGUGCGACCAACCUUGCGUCUAAGCAAGCCUACCUCCCAGCUCUGCUGCCUUCUAACAUCCACGCAGCAAAUAGGUGUGGAGUUUCUUCUAACAGCCUUUGUAUUUGCAUAGCUGAGUGUCUACAGUGUGUCUGUAUCAUUAUUCCCAUCUUUGCUUUCCACAUGGACUCUUCAUGGCACACAGAGCCCCUGGUA